CUCAGAACAGAGCAAUUACGUCUGCGACCGCAACUAUCCCCAUGGUCGGAGAUCACAAGUCACGAAGUGCCACCGAGCAUUUCUUCCGCGCGAGAUCGAGGCUUGACCGCCGGUUGCUCUUCCAGCAAACUCUGCUUUCGGGUUGAUGUUCACUGUGAAUGCCCAACUGCUGUCAUAGGCAUAUCUAUUUCAGACCUGUCUUAUUCUUUGAGAUUCAAGAAAGGCAGACUAGAGGUGUGCGUACAUGAUUUCUCAUUUUCCUCGUAUAUCAAUCACCUUCAGCCACUACUCUUUCUCAAUCUCCAUGCGCAAUAUCACUGGCAAUUCAACUGAAUGUUGGUUGGCACCAAGUCUCAGCAUGUCUGUCUUUUAUGCUUCACUUUUGCUUGACUUAGGCCGCCAGACUGCGAUCAUUCGGUUGAUGCUCUGAUGAGCCGAUCUGCUUACCCCGUUCGUUCAAGUGAAUUAAAUAUGAAGCUUUCCGACACUUGUUCUUCGCUUCUGCUUGACUUGUUUUUCUCACUUCUCGCAUGUCUCUUCCUUUAUUUCAUGCUUGUCAUCCGUCCUACUCUCUCAAACUGGCACUCGUAAGUACACUUUGGACACGACCGCAGAGAUUGUCUGCGUGAAGCGAGUUUAGAGGUGGAAUCGAAACACUCGACAUGGCGGUCACGGACAGCGACCUCAGAACCUUUGCCUCUUCCCUCAAGAAGGAACGUCAGCCCGAUUUCGAUAUCAUUGUCAAGGAUUAUCGAUGGGCAGUCCAUGGUCAUGUCAUCAGCGGUCACGGGGACUUCGGGGAACUCUGCAGUGAUGCGCCUGAGGAACAGAAUGGUAAGCGACGCAAAGUACAUCUUGAGGAUGACGAACCGGUCACUAUUGCCCACUUGAUCCUCUGGUGGUACACCGAGGAAUACGACGAUGAGAAUAUGUCCGACAUCGCUGGGUUCGACAUACACAGUCUUCUCAAGCAUGGCAAGGUCUCUCCAUCCAAUCACUCCGACCGAGAGGUGUCCGAACCCGAAGCGGGACCUGACAGUGCUGAGGAGGAUGUUGAUUGCAUGGAUCUUUCUCCUAUAUCACUGCACGCGAAGAUGUACCUCAUCGCUCACAAGUACGGGAUCACGGAACUGCGCGAGAAGGCCGUAUGCGAGAUCACCGAAAUCCUCACCUCGGUGAAGGAAGCAUUGCUGCCGUGUUUGGCCCAUUUCUUUGUCACCAAUUCUCCAGUCGCCAGUUCUAUGGAUGGCAACAAGGGUAGCGUCCCUACUGACCAAGACAUUGGCGCCACCAACACCAAUCCUCCACCAGCAAGAUUCGCCAUCUCUGAACAACGAGACCCGGAAUUGUGGAAGACCCUGGCCGAAACCACAAGCCGGCACUUCCUCUCGCACCACACCGACCCAACCUUCCAGCAGAUCAUAACCUGCAACCCGCGCUUCCAUUGGGCCGUGAUGGGCAGAGUCGCCAGCAUGCUGGAGGCGGCACAGGACAAGCUGGCGAACACCCCCGCCGAACCGCCGAAGGUGCCGAAGAAGAGAGGGAGGAAGAAGCAGGAGACCGCGCCGGGCGCUGAGGGUGCGGAAGACAAAAAGAAGGGGAAGGAAGCCGGGGCGCCUACUCCGAAGAAGGUCAAGAAGGAGCCAUGAGCGGUCAACAGAACAGUGAGAGGAGAGGAGCGGUGCUUGGCGUGAAUCUUCCGUGUCGACUCUGGGGGGUCUUUCGUUCAGGACCACCGUCUGUUCGUUCCCUUCGUUCGCAGGGAGACAUUGAGGUAAAAAGAAAGAAUCCAUGCUGAAGAAGUCGGAGGUUCACUUUGGCGUCGUCGCGGUAUUUUGUGACCAGGGCAGGUCUUCGUCUCUAGCCAGUUAUGGAGCUUGGGUUGUUUGGGCACGUCGCCACAAGCGAGCGAAAAGCAAGACACGCACGAGAUAUGGAGCUUCGGUGGAGUUUGAUAUCCCGUGAACAGCAGAGCUCAUUUAACCCACGCUCCAAGGUCCAAGAUCUUUUUCUAGUCGGUUGCUGCAGGAACGGCGUGGUCGAGAGAUGCCAAUAACAUCCUUUGCUUGUCGGCGAGAUCUUUUGCAUCCUGCAGCUGCUGCUCGCCGGUCGCCGGCUGCGCGGUAAUUUGGAGGCCG
Molecule: messenger RNA, 2138 nt
Organism: Cladophialophora immunda
Lineage: Eukaryota; Fungi; Ascomycota; Eurotiomycetes; Chaetothyriales; Herpotrichiellaceae
Exons: 3
Coding region: 663-1649 (328 amino acids)
Source: RefSeq, a predicted model, not a curated record